Trichoderma virens Gv29-8 is the source of this 1014-nucleotide messenger RNA. RefSeq lists its product as uncharacterized. The coding region runs from base 1 to 1014 and encodes 337 amino acids. NCBI's taxonomy places the organism in Eukaryota, Fungi, Ascomycota, Sordariomycetes, Hypocreales, Hypocreaceae. The transcript has a single exon. The record is from RefSeq and is a predicted model, not a curated record.
AUGACCACCGUGGCAACGAGUCGUUACUCGGAAGCCCAUGCCAACCAGCAUGGCCCCGGCGACGCACGGCCUACUGCCCUACAGAUUAUCAAAGACGAGCAAAGAGAGGGUAAUAUGAGCAAUAAGGUCGUGUUCAUUACGGGAUGCUCUUCUGGAUUAGGAAUUGAGACAGCGAGAGCAAUGAAGGCAACGGGAGCAACGGUUUUUGUCACCGCCCGCAAUUUGGAAAAGGCAGAGGACGCGCUUGGCGAUAUUCUCAGCGGUGAUCGCGUUCACCUUCUCAAGUUGGAUCUCGAAUCCUUCGACAGCGUUCGAUCUUGCGUCAAUGAGUUCAAGUCAAAGAGCAGCACUCUCAACAUUCUCAUCGAAAACGCUGGUAUUCGUCACGUUCCGUUCGGUCGAACGCGAGAUGGCUUCGAAAAGCACUGGGGAACAAACCACCUGUCUCACUUUCUCCUCUUCGAACUUCUCAGGCCGAUGCUCCUAGCAUCAUCCACCCCAGACUUUUGCUCUCGUGCCAUUAUCGUUUCUUCCACCGCCCACAGAAACGCUCCAAUGGACUUUUCAGAUUUGAAUUGGGAAAGCCGAAAAUACGUGCCAUCGGUCGCAUAUGGUCAAAGUAAAUUGGCAAAUGUUUACACUGCUAGCGAGAUCGAGAGACGAUAUGGCGCGCAGGGACUUCAUGCAUGGAGUGUCCACCCCGGUGGUAUUCGAACGGGAUUGCAGGCACCGAGUCAGUGGGAUGUCAAGGACUGGCUCGUUGUAAUCAAAUCUGGCCCCAUGGCGACGCUCAACACCAUGAUGAAUGCCGCGCAGGGUGCCUCAACAUCUGUAUGGGCUGCUGUAAGCAGGGAUCUAGAAAGCCAAGGUGGGAAAUACUGUGAGAGAAAUCGCUUCAGCGAGCCGCUGAAGAAGGGCUGGAAGAUGAUUGAUCCAGGACAUGCCGAGUGGGCCUAUGAUGAAAAGGCUGCAGCAAAGUUGUACGACUUAUCACUGGAAAAAAUCAGUCGCUAA